Nannizzia gypsea CBS 118893 is the source of this 366-nucleotide messenger RNA. RefSeq lists its product as hypothetical. NCBI's taxonomy places the organism in Eukaryota, Fungi, Ascomycota, Eurotiomycetes, Onygenales, Arthrodermataceae. The coding region runs from base 1 to 366 and encodes 121 amino acids. The record is from RefSeq and is a predicted model, not a curated record. The transcript is spliced from 2 exons.
AUGGACGACCCAGGGCUGGUUACUUCAUUCGGCCCUUUCUCCGAAUAUCUUCCCUCUUCACAGCCUGAGCCGUCACACGGAUCAAACGCGGACAGGCGUCUCGCCGUUUUGGGUGACACAGAGAUCGCGAAUUAUGCCGGAUUCCUUUCAUUGAUGUCGUGGCUCGGAGCGUAUACGUACAUCGAAACGAAUGAAAAAAAGGCUAAGAAAAAGAAACGAGAGCAGAGGAAGAUUGGGUUCAGAGACCGUUACACUGGAAACAUCCUGCCGGAAGAUCCCUCAUUCCUUUUUGUCUCGAAAGGGAACCGCUCCUUUGUUCCUGCAAGGACGGACGGGAGGGAUAGGAAUCCUGCACCCGUUGACUAA